Bombina bombina (fire-bellied toad) is the source of this 3714-nucleotide messenger RNA. Its product is annotated as DENN domain-containing protein 1B. Gene Ontology annotation, molecular function: guanyl-nucleotide exchange factor activity; phosphatidylinositol phosphate binding. The coding region runs from base 230 to 2743 and encodes 837 amino acids. The transcript has 22 exons. Gene Ontology annotation, cellular component: intracellular membrane-bounded organelle; cytosol. Gene Ontology annotation, biological process: endocytic recycling; endocytosis. Lineage: Eukaryota; Metazoa; Chordata; Amphibia; Anura; Bombinatoridae. The record is from RefSeq and is a predicted model, not a curated record.
UUCCACUCAGUAUAUUUGUCAGGAAGGGGACUUCUCACUGUUCUCUGAGAGUACUGGGUGCUAAAACAGGUGCCCCAUAGAGCAAACCUGCAAUGUCUCCAUGGGACAUAGUGAUUAAAGUGAGGUACACAGGCUCCUGCAGUAAGGCUUUGAUAUAGAAAAAGUAACGAAAAGACAAAUCAAUACAAUGAGAUACUGACAUGUCCAUGAGAGGAGACAGUAAGACAUCAUGGGCUCACGCAUCAAGGAAAACCCAGAAAGAAUAUUUGAAGGAUUCUUUGAAGUUUUGCGCCCUGCAUCUUUGGAUGAAGAUCCAGUGCUGAAAGGACAGUUCCCUACGCAAUUUGAUGACCAGGAGUCUGUAACAACUCUAACAAAAUUCUGCUUCCCAUUUGAUGUUGAGAGGUGGGAGAAUUCAGCUGUGCAGCAUUUUAGUUUUACUUUGACAGAUCUUCAGGGUAAUCAAAGCUUUGGGUUUUGUCGUCUGUCCAUCCAUUCCAAAUGCUGCAUCUGCAUCCUCAGUUCCCUCCCGUGGUUCGAACUUUUCUACAAACUUCUCAACAAUAUUGCAGAAUAUUUAGUAAAAGCACAGGUUACAGAGGCAAAUGAGCUCUUAAAGGCUAUAUAUGAUCAUCCAGUGCCCCAAACCAAUACCUCACUGAACCUGGAGAUGUUGUCCUAUUUUAUUGUUCCAGAUCCAUAUCAGCUUCCGUCAAUUCCAGAAAAUAGGAAUCUCACAGAAUUCAUGGUUGCUGUAAAUGUGGAGACAAUGCUGCAAUUAUAUUCCAGUCUUUUGUUUGAGCGGAGGAUACUCAUCACUUCAAGCAAGCUAAGCACACUCACAGCCUGUGUUCAUGCCUCUGCGGCUCUCCUGUAUCCAAUGUACUGGCAGCACAUCUAUAUCCCCACAUUACCACCGCACCUCCUGGAUUACUGCAGUGCCCCCAUGCCCUUUUUGAUUGGAGUACACAACAGUUUGAUGGAGAGACUUAACACUAAUAGUCUGGAAGAUGUAGUGAUAAUUAAUGUGGACACAAACACCUUUGAGGAUCCAUUUCAGGACCUGCAAAACCUUCCCUCACAUGUGGUCUCUCUUCUGAAAAUUCGACUCAAGAAACAGUCAGCUCUGAUGGGUGAUAGUGUGUCUCGUGCAUUCCUAGGAGCUCAAGCGUUACUCUUCGGGGGGUAUAGAGAUGCACUAAUUUGCACCCCAGGAGAACCAAUCUCGUUCUGUCAGGAAACCUUUCUGGAUAACAAGUGUAGCGAGAUGAAACAGUUUCUGCAGAGCGCGGUGCAUCUCCAGCUUUUUACACAGUUCAUAGAUUUCCGUUUGGAGAAAUUAAAUGCUGGUGCGGGUUUCACAGAUAUAUUUGAGCAUGAGAUUACCAGUUGCGGGUUGGCAGGGAACUCAAGAUCCUAUCAGCUAUGGCUUGAAAACUUAAAGAAAAGUGGCGGCUCCAUCAUACACAGUGUAAAGAGUAGGACACACCCUACAGUCAAGAACAUGCUGAAAUAUGCAAAAGGACAAGCAAAGACUGGUCUACAAGGCAUGAGAAGCCGUAUAAAUAAAAAGGAAAUUCGUAAAUUGCAACGUGGGGGGUCACUUAAGGAAGACGGGGGUCCAACACAGAGCCACGAGAGAUUGCAGAACCGACUACCCAUUACACAGCAUUUUGGGCAGUCACGUCCAAGAAGACCAGGAAAGAAGUAUAUUGAGGUUGAUAACUGGGGCUCAUCAAGAUGCCCACCUGAAAAGGAAAAAGAAGGGAUUGACUCUGUGCUCAAUGAAGAAGAUGAGUUCCCCCCACUGGAGAAGGGAGAUAUGGAUCUACUGGAAGAUAUUUUCGAAACACUGAACACAAGAGCACCGGGGGAGCAACAUAAAUUGUACGGAACACACAGCCUGGAUUUCUUCAAUCUGGAUGACAGUCAGUAUUUCACACGGUUUCAGCCAAUAAAUGCUCCAAGUGAUGAGAACCUAUGCCUUAGCCAGCCUAGAGAUUCAACCCUAUGGUACUUGGAGGAGGCGGAGGAGGAAGACCAGGAAGAUGAAGCUUUUGACUACACAAGCAUGUCUCCAACAUCACUAACCCCAGAGGUUGCUUCACUGUCUUCAGAAGUUGCAACACCAGCAUCAGAAGUCACAUCACAGACAGAAGAAGUAAUUUCAUCAACCACAGAAGAUAUUUCAAAUAUACAAGUUAGCGCACAAACACCACCAAACGUCCCCUUACUGUCCACAAGAUCAGAUGUCAACACACUGACACUCCCCCCUGUGGAGGAAGAAUGUGAAACCAGAACAAAUUUUGUAAUUAGAGAGGAGAAUACCACCAGAGAAGAAUCUCCUGACCAGCAGAAGAGAGUCAUGAAGGAAAUGUGUGACCAGUUUGAGUCCUGUAGAGAUAAUUCACCCCAUGCGUCUGGCCCUAAUGUGCACACAGCAAUCUCUCAGACCAGAUCCUUGGACCCAAGAAUGAUGUGGACUGGGACUAGGAGGGACACAUCCCAGAGUGUAAGACGAUUGGGUGAUCAGUGGCAGAACAAUGCUUUUCAGGCCACUAUUCAGAAUCACAGUACUAAAAAAUGCUGCACUUGGACCAACAGUGCCACCACUCCCAGUACAGAGACUCAUAGCAAUCCAAAUCCUUCCUCAAGUAUUGGGUCCAUAAGACAAACUACAGAAGGUAUUAACUCUCAAUGUCUCCCCAAGGUAUCAGAACUAAAAAAACGUUUUGAGGCAUAAAAGUAAUAUAAUCAGUUUGAGGAGUGAGAAAUCCAUAGCAUGUAUACAAUGCAUUUAUACUUUGAAUAUAAACUUCAUUAGCAGAACAGCAAGGUUAUGGAAAUAAAACAAUGUUUGUCACAUUGGAACAUAAAUUGGUAAAAAAAAAAAAAAUUGCAUUUAGAAGCAUGCAGCCAAGUUAGAACUCAUAUGGAAGUAGCUCAUGGGAUCAAUGCUUUGGGGAGUAGUGGAAAAAUGUAUACUUUAAAAUAUAUAUUUUUUUUAAAACUAACUUUAUGCACACCAUUUGAGAAUAAUAGUGUGUGCACUAUCUUAUAGGGGUAAAAUACAUAGCUUUGAGGAAAAAAAAUGACAAAUGAAGAUGUAACAGAUAAAGUACUUUUAUUGUCUUUACAAUUGGAACAUGUAAAAUAUUAGAAUCGUAAAAAAGUUUUGUUUUGUUUUUUUUCACAAGAGUUUUCAUUAAUAGCAAGGUAAUUGCAGUUUUGGCAACAAAAGAGCUCAGUGGUCUAGAUAUAAAAUAAGUUAAGGUGUCUGGAUAAAAGAUAUACAAUAAUUAACUCUCAAAGUAUGUAUCAAAAUAAUUAUUUAUAGUAAGACAUGGUUUCUAAACCGCAGUCCUCAAGUACCCCAACCGGCAAGGUUUUAAUUUUAGCUGAACCAGUGCACAGGUGAAAGAAUCAGCUGAUGGAUGAGAGCAGGUUAGUAACCAUGGUGUUACUGAUCAGCGGAUUACUACACCUGUUCACUGGUUCAGCUAUAAUGAAAACCAGGCUUGUUGGGGGUACUUGAGGGCCGCGGUUGAGAAACACUGUAGUAAGACAAUCUAAGCAACACUUAAGAUUUAAAGAUGAAAGGUUUUAAGCAUAGUAGAAAGGACAAAUAAGCUUUAGUGAUUUCAAUUUUCUCUAUCAAAGAAACGGGGUCAACAUAUAUUCUUUUUUCUAAAUAAAGGAUUUCAUCUUCCUGUU